UAAAAAGUUAAAAAAUAUUAACUUCGGUUUUCAACGCAUAUCCAGACCUAUGAGGGGGCUCUUGCUAUGACCUAUGAGGGGGCUCUUGCGGCCAAAGACCUAAUCGCAUUUUUUUUUUAUAAUUGAUGAUGAUAUUUACUUAAAAAAUAAUUAUAAUAUCUCAUUUCCAAAAUAAAAAUAAUAUAAUAAAAUAAAAUAUGAAAAUGCCUGACUGGAUAUCAUAUGGUUGUAUGGCCCUAUAAAUGAACAAGGGACCGCUCCUUGGCCCGUCUCUCUUCUCUCGCCUAACACUACCACACACUUUCACGUCUUUCAUCAUCCUUUCUCUACUCAAACUUUUUUUUUCCUCUCUGAGUUCAAUUUUUUUUUUCUAUAUUCAAUCCAUGUUCUAGCUCUUUUCGCCAUAGCUCCACCUCUCACUAGAAGCUGUACAGUUAAACUUAAGGUCAAUUUUCGUUUAAUUUUUGUUCGUUGUCGCCGAAAGAUGAAUCACUGGGCCGUCCAGCCAAACGCUUUCUCCGCCGGCGGAGAUUUGAGGAGCUCCGUUUCAGUGGUGGAAAGAGAUCAGACUGUUGUCGUUUGCCCAAAACCACGUCGUAUCGGUCUCCGUAACCCUGCCCUCUACGAACAGCACCAUCCCGCUCGAUCUCUGCGAUGUUACUUCAGCCACCAAGUGGAGCUGUGUGAAUCCAAGGCAGAGACUGAUAUCUUAGAUAUCAUACUCACCAAGGAUGGUUAUGGUACGGAACAGGUUCAUACGAAGGUAUUAGACUCGCCGUCCCCGUUUUUAUGUGGGUCGCCGCCGAGCAGAGUCGCUAACCCAUUAACACAGGAUGCUCGAUUCAGAGAUGAAAUCACGCUUGUCUCUUCUCCGAUCCCUGCUCCGCUGGGCCAACCUCCGUCGUCGCCUUCUUCCUCCGGGAGGAAAGGUGGAUGCGUCAGAGGCAAUUUUGGUAACAGCCCAGCGGUUAGGAUCGAAGGGUUCGAUUGCCUCGACAGGGACAGUAGAAACUGCAGCAUCCCUGCCUUGGCUUAGAAGAAACACUUGAAACCCACAAUACUCCCUAUUGAAUUAACUCACAAAACUAAAUUAGUGUCGUACAUAUAAGUGUUUAAGGAUAUAUGGAGAUGUUGUGGAGUCUUGAGGAUAAGUGAGAGCACGAGAGAUCGAUCCUUUUAAAGUUGGAGUUUUUUUUUUUUAAUUAAGAGUGUAAAUAGCAGAAGUUUUCUGGGUUAAGUUUGUAGUGUUUUGUGGUCAUUUUGUAAGUAUUAAGGAAGAAAAUGAGUUGUUGAGUUAAGGGAAAAUAAAAGAUUAGGGCUUUGGAGAAAUAUUAAGUACUAUUUUGGAAGGUCAAGUUUUCUCUUCUAUGGUCUUUUGUGUAAAGAGAGAGAUGGAGAUAGAAGAAGAGAAGGGUAUUUUGGAUAUUUUCUUUUUUUUUUUAGUUGAGUCAGUUACGAAGUGAGAAAAAAUUUGUACAAAAGGAAAAGAAAUUCAAAUGAUAUUUUUUUACUUUGAAAGCGAAUCUUGUUUACUUCUGAGUUCAGAGAAUAUGUGGUUUUUGAGAAAAAGUAAUGAGUAAAAAAGCUGUGAACUAAGAAGUGCCAUGUGUUACAGUAACGUUGGAGGCUCGUUAAAAAUAUCUGGUUGGUCCAAUUAUUACUUUUCGUAUAGUAUCUUCCCUCUACGGAAAAAGAUGUUUUUACUCUUCUCAAAAAGUAAAAGUAGUGAAUAAUAUUGUCGGGUUUUGUUCUUUGU
This is a messenger RNA of Thlaspi arvense, 1756 nucleotides long. The record is from the annotation of a GenBank genome assembly. NCBI's taxonomy places the organism in Eukaryota, Viridiplantae, Streptophyta, Magnoliopsida, Brassicales, Brassicaceae.